Molecule: messenger RNA, 2875 nt
Organism: Eurytemora carolleeae
Lineage: Eukaryota; Metazoa; Arthropoda; Copepoda; Calanoida; Temoridae
Product: nuclear RNA export factor 1-like
Exons: 8
Coding region: 544-2115 (523 amino acids)
Biological process (GO): poly(A)+ mRNA export from nucleus
Cellular component (GO): cytoplasm; nucleus
Molecular function (GO): RNA binding; protein binding
Source: RefSeq, a predicted model, not a curated record
AUGGAUGUAAAGUGGACAAAACUGAAGAUAAUAAAUUAAAUAUUUACCCCAAAAUAUAUUCAUGAAGUUUUCCCUCAAUUAAGACAUAAGAUCAUUCCUGAUUCCAGUGCUCAUGUCCCGGAUCUGUUGGAUCCGCAAGAUUUUGGCUUCCUGGAUCCGGAUCCGGAACCAAAAUCUGAACUGGAAAAGAAAUGCUCACUAGCUGGAUCCGGAUCCAUUUUUUUCCCAGUGCGGAUUCAGGAUCCGGAUCAGCAUCAAAAUUAAAUGGAACCUAAGCACUGCUUAUUUCAUUCAUCUUGAUUUAGAAGAGGGUUCCAUGGACAUGAUGACCGAGGGUUUGACCAGCCGAGAAUACGUGAUCGCCUCGGACAAAAACAAGUUGGGUUCGCUGACGGAGUUCGUGGUGGAUCCAUUCAAAAGCGGAGUAGAGGAGGUCCACCUAGAGCUAACUUUGCUCACCUUGGACUCCUUCCUGACGAUGAUCUAGAUCUAGAUGUAGAAACUAGAUCUGACCAGGCCGGGAGAGGACGACCUGUAUACGGGAUGAGAAGCUGGAGAGGAAUGAGAAGAGGAUCGUUCAGUAGAAAUACAACUGGGAAACCUGCUCUAGUAGGCGGGCUAACCUGGCACAAGAUAACACUGAGGAACGGAGCUAAAUAUGACAAGAUGUUUUUACUGAAAGAGCUUUUACAGAAAUCUGCUGUUAAGUUUCUUCCUAUCUGCUAUCAGGCCAACAACAACAAUUCAACAUUUUAUAUAGAAGAUUCAGCAGCUGCAAGAGCUAUCAAGGACCUGGACAAGAAAAUAGAGCUCCCGGACGGAUUUGAUUUGGUAAUUUCUAUGGAGAGAACAAUACCCCCCAACAUGCCGGUCUCCAAAGAGAUGAUUGAAAAGAUAAAAGUUGUGAUGUCUGAGCGAUACAAUGUUUCAACCUCAGCACUAAACCUCAACGCGUUCCACAAUUCCUUCUCCGGGACAGAUUUCUACGUUCCGUUGAACCGAACCAAUAUAUUAACAAAGGUUGUGGAAAUCAUAGCAGAUCAUAUCCCUGAGGUGAAAGCUAUAGACCUCUCCAACAAUAGAAUAAUGACCCUGGAUGCCCUGGUUGGGUUUAAGAACAAACUCAAGGAGCUCAAUAUACUGUAUCUCAAGGAUAAUAAAUUAACUGAUCUCCGAGGACUAGAGAAAUUAAAAGGAAUAAACUUAACGGAGUUGAAGUUGGAUGGAAAUCCUUGUAAGGAUAGAUUGGGGUCAGCUUAUACAGACUCCGUCAGGAAGAUUUUCCCUUCUCUCCAGGUUUUGGACGAGAAGGUUCUCCCGAAGGAGAUCGGGUUUGAUGACGAUGUAGCGGAAAAAACAGAAAUCCCUGCAUCUCUUCCCAAACUUGUGAAGAAUGAGACUGCUGGAGGAUUGGUUCUACAGUUUCUAGAGCAGUAUUUUAAACUCUAUGAUACAGACAACAGACAACCAUUAUUAGAUGCGUAUGACGAGAACGCAAUGAUGUCGCUGUCUUGUGUUGGUUCCUUCGAACAGUUUAAAAAUUAUCUUGAAGAUUCCCGGAACCUGAAGCGUGUAUCCCAGGAAUCAAGGAGACAUAAACUCCUCAGGAAAGGUCGUCUUCCGAUAGUUUCCUUCCUGGCUGGACUACCCAAGACCCAGCAUGAUCCGACCACCUUCACCCUGGACCUACCCUUUACCAGCGAGACCUUGAUGAUCUUCACCGUCACCGGAAUGUUCAGAGAACGAGAAACUAAACUUAAAGCGAUCCGACACUUUAACAGGUGUUUUAUCGUUGUACCUCGUGGGGCUGGAUUCUGUAUCAUCAAUGAAAUAUUACACGUUACCUUCCCCACUGCAGCAAACGCAAAGCGAGCAUUUACAUCACCAGAGAGUUCAAUGCAGACUUUAAAUAAACCACAGGUCACCGAGGUAGCCCUGGAUCCUGCAUCAAAACAGACCUUGGCCACCGCUUUCUCCGAGAUGACCGGGAUGAACCUGGAGUGGUCUGCCCGGGCACUAGAGGAGAACCUCUGGAACUAUGACAAGGCCAGCAGUGUGUUCAACGAGCUCAAAAAUGCCGGGAAGGUUCCGCCUGAAGCGUUUAUCAAGAUUUAAGAAGCAAAGAAGACAUUUAGAGAUGUUAUCGUAAUUCUUGGACACUUGUACAAUACAUGCUUACUGCUUAAUUAAAGCCAAAAUAUUUUAAUUUCAUUCAGAUAAAUCAAACAGCAGAAAUUAGUUUACGAGCUAAAUUAAUUAACUUUACAUUGAAUUUAUUAACUGAACAUUUUUAACAUUUCCAUAAUAACAGAAUAUAAGUAAUAAAUGAAUUGAUCACAAAAUUGAAAUAAAGCUUCCGGUGGGAACCUUUAUAUUAGAAGCAAAGAUUAAUAAGAUAAAGCAUGAUAGGGUUGUCCAAGCCUUGUAAAUAAACUUAUUUGUUAUGUGUGUGCAUAUAUAUUUAUAUAUAUCUAAAAUACAAAAACACACUCAGAUUCACAAGCCUAGGUGAACUUUAAAUCAACUUUAUAUCGGAGUUUAACAAUAUAGAAAUAUAUUCAAGGGUUUAGUGGAAACACAAGGCAAGAGUGCCGAGUACGCAGUAUCUGCGUAGAUCUUAUAGAGUUCUCAGAGUCCUGAUCCUCCGGUGAAAUAUCUCCCUCCGGAGAUAAUUUUAAACCUGAACCUUGUUCAAUUAAUCACCAAGCAGGAGCGGACCUAUCCAUAUAUAAAACUAAGACUAAACCCUGCAGGAUAAAUGUUUUAUCCAAACAUGAAAUUCCGAUUUUAUUUCUAAAAUAUGUCACCUAGCCUCUGUGAAACUGAGAGAGUCUUGAUUAAAACGAUGGUUUUUCUUUAAAUAAAAAAUUUCAGA